Messenger RNA from Colletotrichum spaethianum, 1629 nucleotides. Its product is annotated as putative amidase. The transcript has 5 exons. The record is from RefSeq and is a predicted model, not a curated record. NCBI's taxonomy places the organism in Eukaryota, Fungi, Ascomycota, Sordariomycetes, Glomerellales, Glomerellaceae. Bases 1 to 1629 code for a protein of 542 amino acids.
AUGGGCUCGCUAGCACCAGCUUCAUGGGAGGCGAAGGCUGAGAAGUGCAGGAAGAUUCUCAAAGACUCACUUAAUCCUAAUUGGCUUCUCUCUUCAGACGAGCUGCCCCCACCAAACCAACUGAAUGUCGCCAGCUUCAUCGACACUUGCAAGCUGCUAACGCCGCGAGAGCAAGAGAUCACAGCAUGCAGUGGCAAAGACCUCGUUAGCCAGAUGGCUGAAGGGAAGUUCACUGCUGUGGAGACUGUAACAGCUUUCCUCAAGCGUGCUCAUGUAGGCCAUCAGCUUGUCAACUUUGCGACCGAGUUUCUGGUAGAUGACGCUCUGGCGGCCGCUGAAAAGCUGGACAAACAUUUUAAAGAGACGGGAAGGGUCGUGGGUCCGUUGCACGGGUUGCCUAUAUCCAUCAAGGAACAUAUUGGACUCAAGGGUCGCAUAUGUCACUCAGCUUACGUGGCUUGGACAGACAACGUUGCUCAGGAGGAUGCUUUAGUGCUUCGUCUGGCUGCAAAAACCGGGGCUGUGUUCCACGUUCGUACGAACGUACCACAGAGUUGCAUGCAUCUCGACUGCAGUAACCCCAUCUAUGGAACGACGGUUAACCCUUACAACCGAAACCUCACUUCAGGUGGCUCUAGUGGUGGCGAGGGCUCUUGUGUUGGACUUCGAUGUUCAGUGUUGGGUCUUGGCACCGAUAUUGGAGGGUCUGUUCGUGCACCAGCCGCCUUUUGCGGCUCUUAUGGUCUUCGUACGACCGCUUUGCGAAACCCUUAUAAGGGUAUAUGUCUGCCAGGACUUGGACAAGAGAGUAUUCGCUGUAUCCUUGGUCCCUUGGCCAACAGUGUUGCAGACAUUCAGCUUUUUGAAGAUGCUGUUUUGAACCAAGAGCCGUGGGACGAGGAAACCUCACUAGUUCCUCUGCUUUGGAAAAAGAUUGAACCGUAUAAACCAGGACAGUUUACUGUUGGUGUUAUCUGGGAUGAUGGUAUGGUCCAUCCUCACCCACCAGUUACCCGUGCUCUUGAAUACGCAGCAAAGAAGUUGAAGGAAGCCGGCAUCAAGGUCGUUGAAUUUGAGCCAUACAAGCACAGUGAAGGGGCCGAAAUCAUUGAGCUUCUUUACUUUCCUGACGCUGCUGCCACACAGAAAGAAGUCCUAGCACAAGGCGGCGAGCCGGUUGCGCCCCUCACGGAUUGGGCAUUUAACUAUUCGAACCCGGAGCCGCUCUCGAUUCGUGAAAACUGGGAGUUGAACCUUCGACGAGAAGCUUUCCGCGAAGAUUACCAUCGUGUAAUGAAGGAACGUGGUGUAGACUUUAUUCUCUGCCCAGCUUACGUUGGAGCUGCAGCUAAGUGUGGUACUGCUCAGUAUUGGCACUAUACGACGAUUUGGAAUAUUUUGGAUCAACCUAGCAUCACGUUUCCGACCGGUCUACACGUUGAUUCUUCAGUUGAUGUUGCAGACAAGGAAUAUAAACCGCGCUCGGCUACAGACGAAAGAGAAUAUAAGAAGUAUAUCCCAGAAGAUUUUGUGGAUGCACCUAUUGCAUUGCAACUUGCUGGAAAGCACUUUCGUGAUGAAGAGACUGUGGCCGCGGUAGAUUUAAUUGCAAGGAUUGUUCGGGGAUAG